AACUCACCUACAACUGCAACUGCAACUGAAAUAGCCACAACUCAAGCAACAACCUCAAACACAAUCCAGUCAGUUCUUGUUAGUUUUUCCAGCAAUGAAACUUUUGACAACAACCUGUUAGAUGCAGCUUCAGAGGCAUACAUAAGCAGAGAAAAGAAAGUCGUUAAUGAGUUGGAUCCAUUAUUUAAAAGGAAAAUCCCUUCCUACAAAACCAUGAAAGUUUCUCGGUUCUCACAGGGGUCAAUCAUCACUGAACUGAAUGUGACAUUUGGAACCUUACCCACAAACCAAGACAUAAAAGAAACCAUCAUGCUAGCUAAUGACACUCUUAAAAUCACCAGUGUAACAGUAUUGGACCCCUUCGCCACAACUACCAAAGCCACGCCAACCACGCCAACCACAACUACAACUGCCAACCUUAAUACAACAACAACAGCAACAGCAACCACCUCAACAACAACAACAACAGCAGCAACCACCACCACAACAACAACAACAGCAGCAACCACCACCACAACAACAACAACAGCAACCACCACGACAACAGCACCAGCACGUCCUCCGCCAUCUGUAGCUAUACAGAUUGUUAUUAUAGCGAUAUAUGUUCCAGCACUGGCAGACAACAACUCUCCAGAAUUUAAAAACCUAGCCACAAAAGUAGAGAACAUGUUUGAUGAAGUCUAUAAAAAAAGGUUUGGGGAUCGUUUUAUCAGGACCAUCGUAAUUGCGUUCAUAGCUUUUGCCAGAUCCCGGGCAGAAUCAAACGUACAGGCGGAGGUUGAGCUGGUGUUUAGUCAAGAGUCCACUGAACCGAUCCCCAGCAACUCUGACAUUGUGGAGACUCUAAAAGAAGCAGCUGCUAAUUCAACUGCAGGCUUCAACCUCACCCUUGAUGCCACCUCUAUUACUGUCAUUAAAUCAGUGAAGACAAUUCCACUGACAAUCCUCACCAAUGGAACCUUUGUGGCUGCUCUUUCCAAUAAAAGUUCUUCUGAAUUCCAGAGCAGAGCUUCGAUGAUCAAAACAGGGCUUGAACCCUUUUUCCUUGCUGAUUACCCUGCAUCAUUCAGCCUCAUAUCCAUAACAAACUUCAGUGAAGCCAAUGUAAAAUCAAGGAGUGUGCCCACGCUCCAAAACAGCAUGGAUCUUGUAUUCGGAGCGGAUGCUGUUCUACCCAAUAGCACGCAGAUAGUGAACACUGUAGUUCGAGCAGCCAGAAACAACACGUUGACCUUCCAGAUCUUCACUUCUUCAAUUAUAAUAAAUGGAACAACAUAUUCAUCAGCUGAAGUCAGCAGCAGGAUCAGUGUAUUGACCGCUUCAGUCCUGGUUGCUGUGUCACUUCUGUUUCCACGGUUCAACUGACCAUAACCACUUAUGUCUAUAUAAGUGAUUCAGACAGGUCUGAAUCUUGCCUUCCACGUCUGCUCACAUGAAGGACUCAAAUGAAGUUACUGAUGCUGCUUAAUGAGUAGCAAUGAAAGUACUAUUUUACAUAACCUAUUCUGAAAACUUCAAAAUAGAUCUAAGCUAUAAUUUAUAUGUGUAUUCUGGAUUUGUAUGUACCUGCAUGUUUUCAUAGAUUUACUUCAGAACCCAUAAAACGAGCAACAGUUUUAAAUAAGCCAUCCUCAGAUCAUAACUCAUUACUUCACUUAGAUUAAACAUAACUAUACAUAUUUAAAGAAAUGCUAUCAUGUGCUGACAGAAGAAGAAGGUCGAUGUAAACUUUGAUCUCUUUAGAUAAUUCCACUUUAAUAUUGAAAUAUCAAACUCAAACUAUUGUCUCAUGCACGCAUACUUGUAGCCCUUUUGAAAUGCAGCAUUGCCGCUCCUCUGAAACCGAACGUAAGCCAUGCAUUGGAAAAUGUUAAAGGUCUUUUUUAUGCUGGCUGACUCUGAAGAGUCUUCAAUGGGUUUUGAUAAGCGAAAGGAUGCUUUUAAAACCUGUAAUACAACUCGGAAGAAUGACAUAAAGCUACAGGAUAUGACAUCAGAAACGUCCGGGGGAGAAACUCAAGAUGGUCUGAUACCAUUACAUAUUAACACGAAAACCUGUACAACAACAGCAUGCUUCUUAGUUAAGCUAGACACACAUUUUCAUGCACUUGUAUCAUACCAGUAUUUUCUAAAUUAUUUAUUCUAAAGAAAAAAAUAUCUAUCCAAUAUUUUCAAUGUUAAUUUAAUUCUGAACUCAAAGGGAUUUUCUGUGAAUUUGUGAGAAAUGUAUUGCUUUGUUGAUAUUGUUCACGCUGGAUGUAGUAAACAAUAUAAUGGAUACCAAGAGCACAAGUGAAAUGAUCAUAGAGCACAGUGAGUAUAUACAAGCACUGUUAGAUUGUAUGGGUGUAUUUCAAUUGUAUGGAUGUGUUUCAAUUCUGUAUAUGUAAUAUUUAUUACCUUUCUGGAUAACAGUUGCAUCUAAGUGAUAAAUCAGAUCUGGUGACACAAGUAGAAGUAUAACGGUGGUAUAUAAAAGCAAUCAUUCUCAUUUUUA
Molecule: messenger RNA, 2497 nt
Organism: Labeo rohita (rohu)
Lineage: Eukaryota; Metazoa; Chordata; Actinopteri; Cypriniformes; Cyprinidae
Product: location of vulva defective 1-like
Exons: 10
Coding region: 214-1365 (383 amino acids)
Source: RefSeq, a predicted model, not a curated record